CCCAAGUCUCAGUCACCAAUUAUACAUUCUCCUAAGAGAAGAGAUAGGCGGUCACCCAAACGAAGGCAAAGGAGUAUGUCUCCAACCUCGACAGCCAAAGCUGGAAAGAUUCGCCAAUCUGGAUGUAAGCAGUCACAUAUGGAAGACUUUAUGCCACCUUCCAGGGAAGAAAGAAAUGCUAAGAGAAGUACUAAACAGGAUGUUCGAGAUCCAAGGCGAAUAAAGAAGACUGAAGAGGAAUGACCGCAAGAAACUACAAGUCAGCAUUCUACAAAGUCAGGCACUGAACCAAAGGAGAAUGUAGAAAAUUGGUCAAGUUCCAAGUCUAACAAAAGAUGGAAAUCUGGUUGGGGAGAAAAUAAAAGCUUACAACAAGGUGACGACCAUAGUAAAUCUCCUCAUCUAAGGCAUAGGGAAAGCUGGUCAAGCACUAAAGGAAUUUUGUCACCUCGAGCCCCAAAGCAACAGCAUCGAUUAAGUGUAGAUGCCAAUCUUCAGAUUCCUAAAGAGUUAACUCUUGCAAGCAAAAGAGAAUUACUUCAAAAGACGAGUGAACGUUUAGCAUCUGGUGAAAUUACACAGGAUGAGUUCAUUCUUGUUGUGCAUCAAAUUCGACAGCUAUUUCAGUAUCAAGAAGGUGUGCGAGAAGAGCAGAGGUCACCAUUCAAUGAUCGUUUUCCACUUAAGCGACCUAGAUAUGAAGAUGCAGAUAAACCAUUUGUAUGUAGCCCAGCAUCACGAUUUGCCGGCCUCGAUACAAAUCAGCGACUUACAGCGUUUGCUGAAGACAGACCAUUAUUUGAUGGACCUAGUAGGCCAUCAGUAACAAGAGAUGGCCCAACCAAGAUGAUUUUUGAAGGACCUAAUAAAUUAAGCCCUAGAAUUGAUGGACCUCCUGCACCAGGUUCUCUUCGAUUUGAUGGGUCACCUGGACAAAUGGGGGGAGGUGGUCCUUUGAGAUUUGAAGGACCACAAGGUCAGCUAGGAGGCAGGUGUCCUUUGAGAUUUGAAGGUCCUCCAGGACCAGUAGGGACACCUUUGCGGUUUGAAGGGCCAAUUGGUCAAGCAGGCGGAGGUGGUUUUCGGUUUGAAGGUUCCCCUGGUCUGAGGUUUGAGGAAUCUGCAGGUGGGCCUGUGAGUGGACUUAGAUUUGAUAAUCCCAGAGGUCAGCCUGUAAGUGGACAUAGAUUUGAGGGGGGUCAUGGUCCAUCAGGAGUUGCAAUUAGGUUUGAUGGACCUCAUGGUCAACCAGCAGGUGGGAUCAGAUUUGAGGGCCCUUUGCUACAGCAGGGAGUUGGAAUGAGGUUUGAGGGCCCCCAUGGUCAGUCAGUAGCUGAUCUGAGGUUUGAAGGAAAACAUAAUCAACUUGGUGGAAACCUUAGGUUUGAGGGUCCCCAUGGUCAACCAGGGGUUGGGAUCAGGUUUGAGGGUCCUGUACCAGGAAGUGGACUGAGAAUUGAAGGGCCUCUGGGUCAAGGUGGUCCAAGAUUUGAAGAUUGUCAUGCUUUCAGGUUUAAUGGGAAGCCAGAUCAGCCAUCGCUCUUACCAAUAUUUGAUGGAUUACAUGGUCAACCAGGUCCUAGAUUUGAAAGAACUGGUCAACCAGGCCCACAGAGAUUUGAUGGACCACCUGGACAGCAGGUUCAACCAAGAUUUGAUGGUGUUCCUCAAAGAUUUGAUGGUCCACAACACCAGCAAGCAUCAAGGUUUGAUAUUCCCCUUGGUCUUCAAGGAGUACGAUUUGACAAUCAUCCUUCACAAAGGCUUGAAUCUGUUUCUUUCAGUCAGACUGGUCCAUAUAAUGAGCCACCUAGCAAUGCUUUUAAUGCCCCAUCCCAAGGACUGCAAUUCCAAAGACAUGAACAAAUAUUUGAUUCACCUCAAGGACCAAAUUUUAAUGGACCACAUGGCCCUGAGAACCAGAGUUUCUCAAAUCCCCUUAGCAGAGCUUCUGGACACUAUUUUGAUGAAAAGAAUCUUCAAAGUUCUCAAUUUGGAAACUUUGGCAAUUUACCUGCUCCAAUAACAGUAGGAAACAUUCAGGCAUCUCAACAGGUUCUGACUGGUGUUGCUCAACCAGUACCAUUUGGCCAGGGACAACAGUUUUUACCAGUUCAUCCACAAAAUCCUGGAGCAUUUGUUCAGAAUCCUUCAGGAGCCCUUCCUAAGGCAUAUCCUGAUAAUCACCUCAGUCAGGUGGAUGUAAAUGAAUUAUUUUCAAAACUGCUAAAAACAGGAAUUCUCAAAUUGUCCCAGCCUGAUUCAGCUACAACACAAGUAAAUGAAGUUGCUGCUCAGCCUCCCGCUGAAGAGGAGGAAGAUCAAAAUGAAGAUCAAGAUGUUCCAGAUCUUACCAAUUUUACAAUUGAAGAGUUAAAACAACGUUAUGAUAGUGUUAUAAAUAGACUGUACACUGGUAUUCAGUGUUACUCUUGUGGAAUGAGGUUUACAACAUCACAGACAGAUGUUUAUGCAAAUCACUUGGACUGGCAUUAUCGGCAAAAUAGAACUGAAAAAGACGUUAGCAGAAAAGUCACUCAUAGACGUUGGUACUACAGUUUAACAGACUGGAUAGAAUUUGAGGAAAUAGCUGAUUUGGAAGAAUGUGCAAAGAACCAGUUUUUUGAAAAGGUGCAUGAAGAAGUUGUGCUCAAAACUCAGGAAGCUGCUAAAGAAAAGGAGUUCCAAAGUGUACCGGCAGGGCCAGCUGGAGCAGUGGAGAGUUGUGAAAUCUGUCAAGAACAAUUUGAACAAAUCUGGGAUGAAGAAGAGGAGGAGUGGCAUUUAAAGAAUGCCAUUAGAGUGGAUGGAAAGGUUUAUCAUCCAUCAUGUUAUGAGGAUUAUCAAAAUACAUCUUCAUUUGAUUGUACACCAUCUCCCAGCAAGACACCAGUUGAAAACCCUUUGAACAUUAUGUUGAACAUUGUCAAAAAUGAAUUGCAGGAACCCUGUGAAAGUCCCAAAGUUAAGGAAGAACAAAUUGAUACCCCACCAGCUUGUACAGAGGAGAGCAUAGCAACACCCACUGAAAUUAAAACUGAAAAUGAUACAGUUGAGUCAGUUUAAAUAAAAUGAGAAAG
Molecule: messenger RNA, 3080 nt
Organism: Myotis lucifugus (little brown bat)
Lineage: Eukaryota; Metazoa; Chordata; Mammalia; Chiroptera; Vespertilionidae
Product: pre-mRNA cleavage complex 2 protein Pcf11-like
Biological process (GO): termination of RNA polymerase II transcription
Cellular component (GO): mRNA cleavage factor complex; cytoplasm
Molecular function (GO): RNA polymerase II complex binding; mRNA binding
Source: RefSeq, a predicted model, not a curated record